GGCAAAUACUUCAUCGUGCAGGACUACAACGACGCGGACGAUGUCCUCCAAACUCACAAGGAAAUCUCUGCCCCGAACUUUCGACAAGCGCUGUCAUCCCAGCCAGUGUUUGCGUCAGGCCAGCCAACACUGAAAGGUUUCAACAAGAUUCUUGAUCGGAUUUUCUCUGAGGGUUACUCGGAUGUGAUUGUCUUGAACCUGCGCAGUGAGCCAGUUCUCUUCCAGCGAGUUGAUGAUGACUGCGUCCCAUAUUCAGUCCGCCACAAACAACACAUACACAACAUGGUUGUCAUGGGAGACAACAAAGAUAACUGUGACCACAUCGAGGCUUGCAUCAGAAAGGAGAUUGUGUCUCUUGCCAGUAUAAAGGAAGAAUUUGUGUUCUACUUCUACGACAACCUACAAAAGUUGCAGUACGAACCACACGUCAGAAAAGUUGAAUUUGAAGAAGAUAUUUUACUGUCUGCUGAAAUCUACGCUAGACAAGCAUUCUCCAAUCAGGCGCUCAGAUAUGACAGAAUUUGUCUUCCAGAAAACGGAAUACCCACGGAAGAAAUGGUCGAUCAGUUUCUGUCUCACUUUAAAGAAUCCCCUCUUUACCUUGACCCCAGCAGCAAGAAGUUUCCAGCGGUUUACCUUGUUUCUCACUCUGGAGGUCAAAGGUCAACAAUAUUCAUGGUGAUGACAUGCCUGUUAUAUGGCCAUGUCAAUGGAACUUUGGAACAAGAAUGCGCUUAUGAAAUAGACAAACAGAAUCCAAAUUACGCUGAAGGAGAGUACUUUGCUGUGCAAAAGCUGGUGGCCCAUAUGAAGAAUGGAACCCUCAUAAAACACCAGGUUGAUACAGUCAUCAACCAUUGCUCAGAGGUCAUCAACUUGAGAAAAUGUAUAGCCGACCACAAGAAGCGGCUGGAGGCAUUGACUGCAAGCAGCGUUGGCAAUUGCGUUAGUGCAUUGGAAACAUAUUGCUUCUUGCUUUCAUUCAAUGCAUAUCUUCAAGAUCAGAUGCCAAACAACCUGAACUGGACAUAUAACAAAUGGCUCCAUCAGAAUCCAGAAGUCAUUCGUUUAUGCAGUCAACUGGACUUUUCAGAGAUGUAUGCACCCCCAUCUUUGUUGUCAACCCAACAGAGAGUUUUGGUCUCUGAUGAAUACAUCGGACUGGAUGUGUUAAGCUCCCAAAUGGAAGUCAAAGUCUCCAACUUUCGCCGACUCAUGGGACUUCCUAUCUAUGGCAUGGCCCAGCCAACAAGAAAUGGCUUAUCUAAAGUUGUCAAUCAACUGCUACAACACAAACAAGGCUACAUAAAUGUAAUAGUCAUUAACCUCAGAUCGGACUAUGUGCUGGAGUGUGACGAUGUGACCUACUCAGUGAGGGAUGCUUCAUUUCUUGCAGAACCAAUUUACUCUCCGGCCUCUUCAGGGAAAGAAAUGGAGGUAAAAAUUGCUAGAGUGUACAAUGAAAUAACCGACCCCGCAGUGGACAAAGAACUGGUCAGUGUGUUCACUCCUGAAGAACUCUACGAUCAGCAGAGACUGUCCACUUUAGAUCUCCACUACACAAGGCUUCCAUUACAGUACGACCACGGACUUCAUGAACAAGAGUUUGAUGCAAUUCAAAGUCUUAUUCUGGACUACAUGAAGGAAACGGGAUCUUGGACAGAAAACUCCCAUGCUUUUGUUUUCCACUGCCGAACUGGCAAGUCACGCACGUCCUUGACAAUGGCUGUGGCUGGUCUGCUCUUCUAUCACAUGACAGGUUUUCCUUAUGGUGCCAAUCCAGAUGAACAAGAAAGAGUUAGCUGCCCUAAUGCUGGGUAUACCAAAGGAGAAUUUCUGGUUGUAGAAAAAUUAGUUUGGAUGCUGCCAGAAGGUCACCAAGUUAAAAGAGAAGUAGAUCUUGUUUUAGAUCGUCUUUUCGAGACCAUGUCACCUAUGCAUUUCCAUCUGCGAGAGGUCAUUUUUGUUACAUUCAACAAGAGCAAAUCAAGAACAGGGGAAGAGCAAAAGUCACUGCACAGACUGAGUUAUGAUUUUCUGGAGAGAUAUCUCUACCUCAUCUUGUAUAAUGCGUAUUUACACCUGGAGAAAAAUGGACAAUUUCAGCGAUCUUUCUCCAAAUGGAUGAAAGAGGUGGCAGCUCCUGCUGGCGUAUAUGAACUUCUGGAUAACCUUGGUUUCUUCACCUUAGAGAGUGCUCCAUCUGAAUACAGCAGAAUCAAAAACCGACUCUUGGAUCGUCAUCACAAGUUGCCUUUCACUGGAUUUUUUGCAUAG
Messenger RNA from Candidula unifasciata, 2277 nucleotides. NCBI's taxonomy places the organism in Eukaryota, Metazoa, Mollusca, Gastropoda, Stylommatophora, Geomitridae. The record is from the annotation of a GenBank genome assembly.